AUGCACUCACGUCCACAAGAACGCGCCCUAUCUGAUUCACCAGGACCAAAUUAUAUUCCUCCAUCUUUAGGCUCAGAUGCACCGAAAGUUUCAAUGACAUCUCGUCAUGAUAACACUAAAUAUAAUGACAAUCCAGGUCCAGGUGCAUACGACAUCAAAGAUUCAAAUAACGGUCCUGCAUAUACGUUAAAGGGAAGAACGGAAAGCCCAGAUGCUAGUACAGCUUCACCAGGCCCUGCUGCAUACAAUCCUAACUACAAUGCAACUAUGAAGAACUCUCCUUCUCCAACUAUGCACGGCCGUCCAACAGAUCGUAACAUCGAAGUAACUCCAGGUCCAUCAGACUAUGCUAUUUCUCGUGAUCUUGGCGGUCCACAAAUUUCUAUGCAUAUUAGACCUACUGAGAAUCAAAAAGAAGGCGGCCCAGGUCCUGGCGCGUACAGUCCACAAGAUCUUGAUGGUCGUGGUCCAAGUUACACCAUGAAAGGUCGUCAUGAUCUUCCACAAGAUGUCAACACCGCACCUUAUAGAGAUCUUCCAACAACCAUUGGCGAAGGUCCAAAGAUUUCGAUGCACUCACGUCCACAAGAACGCGCCCUAUCUGAUUCACCAGGACCAAAUUAUAUUCCUCCAUCUUUAGGCUCAGAUGCACCGAAAGUUUCAAUGACAUCUCGUCAUGAUAACACUAAAUAUAAUGACAAUCCAGGUCCAGGUGCAUACGACAUCAAAGAUUCAAAUAACGGUCCUGCAUAUACGUUAAAGGGAAGAACGGAAAGCCCAGAUGCUAGUACAGCUUCACCAGGCCCUGCUGCAUACAAUCCUAACUACAAUGCAACUAUGAAGAACUCUCCUUCUCCAACUAUGCACGGCCGUCCAACAGAUCGUAACAUCGAAGUAACUCCAGGUCCAUCAGACUAUGCUAUUUCUCGUGAUCUUGGCGGUCCACAAAUUUCUAUGCAUAUUAGACCUACUGAGAAUCAAAAAGAAGGCGGCCCAGGUCCUGGCGCGUACAGUCCACAAGAUCUUGAUGGUCGUGGUCCAAGUUACACCAUGAAAGGUCGUCAUGAUCUUCCACAAGAUGUCAACACCGCACCUUAUAGAGAUCUUCCAACAACCAUUGGCGAAGGUCCAAAGAUUUCGAUGCACUCACGUCCACAAGAACGCGCCCUAUCUGAUUCACCAGGACCAAAUUAUAUUCCUCCAUCUUUAGGCUCAGAUGCACCGAAAGUUUCAAUGACAUCUCGUCAUGAUAACACUAAAUAUAAUGACAAUCCAGGUCCAGGUGCAUACGACAUCAAAGAUUCAAAUAACGGUCCUCGCUACACAAUGAAAGGAAGACCGAGAUCAGGCGGGGCAGAGACCGCAUCUCCAGGCCCAGCUGCAUAUUCACCAGAUUACAAUGCUGUCCGCAAGAAUUCGCAAGGCCCAACAAUGCACAUUCGACCUAAAGACCGAAGCAUCGAAGCAUCUCCAGGUCCUGCAGAUUAUGAAGUUUCAAGAAAUCUUGGUGGCCGUUCUGCUUCCAUCCAUGUUCGUCCUAAAUCCGGCGGCGCCAACACUGAUUCACCUGGCCCAGGUGCAUAUAAUCCAAAGGACAAUCGUCGUGGUCCAAGCUACACAAUGAAAGGAAGACAUGAACAGCGCCAAGAUGUUAACAACGCUCCAUACAGAGAUCUUGGAACAACAGUUGGUAGUGGACCGAAGAUUUCAAUGCACUCACGUCCACAGGAACGUCCAUUAUCCGAUUCCCCAGGUCCAUCAUACAUUCCACCAGCCAUUGGUGCAGAUGCUCCUAAAGUUUCAAUGACAUCACGUCGUGACUCAGUCAGAAGAAAUGAUAACCCAGGUCCAGGAGCCUAUAAUAUCAAAGACAACAACCGUGGUCCAAGUUACACAAUGAAAGGAAGACCGAGAUCAGGCGGGGCAGAGACCGCAUCUCCAGGCCCAGCUGCAUAUUCACCAGAUUACAAUGCUGUCCGCAAGAAUUCGCAAGGCCCAACAAUGCACAUUCGACCUAAAGACCGAAGCAUCGAAGCAUCUCCAGGUCCUGCAGAUUAUGAAGUUUCAAGAAAUCUCGGUGGCCCAUCAGCUUCAUUUCACAGCAGACCAAGAUCUGGUGGAGCAAACACUGAUUCACCUGGCCCAGGUGCAUAUAAUCCAAAGGACAAUCGUCGUGGUCCAAGCUACACAAUGAAAGGAAGACAUGAACAGCGCCAAGAUGUUAACAACGCUCCAUACAGAGAUCUUGGAACAACAGUUGGUAGUGGACCGAAGAUUUCAAUGCACUCACGUCCACAGGAACGUCCAUUAUCCGAUUCCCCAGGUCCAUCAUACAUUCCACCAGCCAUUGGUGCAGAUGCUCCUAAAGUUUCAAUGACAUCACGUCGUGACUCAGUCAGAAGAAAUGAUAACCCAGGUCCAGGAGCGUAUGAUGUUAGAAGUCCGAAAGAAGGACCAAGUUACACAAUGAAGAGCAGACCAAGGUCUGGAGGUGCUGAGAGAGCUUCUCCAGGUCCUGCUGCUUAUUCUCCUGACUAUUAUGCUAUCAAGAAAUCUCCAAGAAACAUUACAAUUAAAAACAGAUACCCAGAAAGAGCUCCAGAUCAAGGUCCUGGAUAUUACAACAUCGGAAAUACUCUUGGAGGUCCAAGAUUUACAAUUGGAAACAGAGAAACUCUCGAUAUUGUAUUGAUAUAA
Trichomonas vaginalis G3 is the source of this 2697-nucleotide messenger RNA. Its product is annotated as sperm-tail PG-rich repeat-containing protein. Bases 1 to 2697 code for a protein of 898 amino acids. The record is from RefSeq and is a predicted model, not a curated record. Lineage: Eukaryota; Parabasalia; Trichomonadida; Trichomonadidae. The transcript has a single exon.